This is a messenger RNA of Caenorhabditis angaria, 1690 nucleotides long. NCBI's taxonomy places the organism in Eukaryota, Metazoa, Nematoda, Chromadorea, Rhabditida, Rhabditidae. The record is from the annotation of a GenBank genome assembly.
AUGGGAGACGAUUUGCCAAUUGAUAUUCACAGUAGUAAACUUCUCGGUAAGCCGUGAUAAUUUUAUUUAAAUUUUUUAAAAUUCAAUCUGUUUUUUUAGAUUGGUUAGUAAGUCGACGACAUUGUAAUAAAGAUUGGCAGAAAAAUGUUUUAUCAAUCAGAGAGAAGAUUAAACAUGCUAUUUUGGAUAUGCCAGAAAAUCAAGAGAUCAUUAAACUACUUCAAGGAAGUUGUAAGUGAUUUUUUCAUGGAAAAAUCAGCAAAAUUCACUGAAUUUUCAGACAUAAAUUAUUUCCAUUGUGUUCGAAUUAUUGAAAUACUCAAGGAAACUGAAAAGGAUACCAAGAAUUUUCUCGGAUUUUAUUCUUCUCAGCGUAUGAAAGAUUGGCAAGAAAUUGAAGGAUUGUAUAGAAAAGAUUAUGUAUAUUUGGCUGAAGCUGCACAAACUCUUCAAAGACUUGCUCAAUAUGAAAUUCCUGGAUUGAAAAGACAAAUCGCAAAAAAUGAUCAAGCUGUUGUUGAUGCAACCAAGAAACAUGGCGAUUAUAUAAAAACGGCUGAAGAUAGCAAAAAGCAAUAUGAAAAAGAAUUAGUACGAAUGGGUUUGAAGGUAUAAAAAAACAUCUGAAAUGUUGUAUUUAUUAUAUUAUUUUUCAGGGUAAAUCUCUUCGUGCCGAAUUACUCGAACUUGCCGCUGAACUUCCAGCAUUUUUUGAAGAAAUAUCAAAAGAUGUAUCUAAUUUGGAAUCGUCUCGUGAACAUUACCAAUUAUUUAGAGAUUAUAUGCACCAAGGAAACACACCGAAAAAUUCAAAUAUUCUUCCCGCGUUAUCUCUGCUUAUUCAAAGAGGCCUUGAUGUCACUGCUUAUGAAUUGAAAUAUGGAGAAAAACCUGAUCGAAUUGAAAAACCAAAUUUUGAUCUUCUUCUCAAAGCAGAUUCUGGAAACACAAAUGAAAGUGACGAAAUUGAUUUUGGAGAUGAUGAAAUUGAUUUCGGUGGAGAAGAAGCUGAAAGUGGUGAAAUUGAUUUUGGAACAGAUCUUCAAGUCGUUGCAGAUGAUACAGGAGCAGUUGGACAAAAAAUUGCAAGUGGACAAGAUGCUCUAAAUCUUCUCGAAAACAGCGAAACUCAAAAAAUCGUACAACAAGAAUUGAAUGAACUUCUCGCAUUUUUAACAAUGCGAUUAGAAGAUGAGACUAGAGACACUUCAGCCGAUGCUUUGAUUCGUGGAGCAGAAAAACGACCAGAAACAAUUGCAAAAGUUACUGAUAAAAAUCUGAAAGAAUGGAUUUCUCAAAUCGAAAAAAUCAUAACAAAAUUGAACAACUCGCAGAAGAAACAUCUUUAUAAAAUUCGUGGUUCUCCUCAAUAUGUCGAACAAGUUGUUGAAGAUUUGGAGAAAAAACGAGACCUCGAAGCAAGAUAUAAAAGGUAAAUAUUUAAAAUAAUUUGAAUUUUUGUUUGGUUUUACAUUAAAUUAUAAGUUUUUUUUUCAGACUUCAAAAAUUGAUGCUUGACAAACAAGAAGAGGCCAGAAAUGUUGUUGCAAAAACAAACGAAGAAUUGAAGCAAGUCGUUGAGAGCACACGUCAACUUCAAAAACAAGUCGAAGCUGAAAUUUCGAAAAAAUACAAUGGUCGUCGGGUAAAUUUAAUGGGUGGUAUUAAUCAAGCAUUGGCUGGAGUAUAA